UUUCCUAAUCAAUAAUUUCAUAAACAUUUCUUGUAUUAUUCAAAGUUGCCAAUUCUGAUAUUGGUAAUCCAAUUAAAGAGAUUGAAAGGAUGAGUGUGGAAGUGUUAGACUGUGCCACCAUUGUUAACUUCGUUGAAGAUGAAGAAGCAUUCAACAUCUCAAUACGAGAGCGAUUUGCUCACCUGGACACCAACCAUGAUGGGCUACUGUCUUACACGGAGUUGUCCAAGGAUUUGCAGAGUCUCAGGGUGCUCGAAACUCACUUCGGCAUCGACAUUAAAACGGACCCAAAGGAACUCGCUCACGUUUACGAAUCACUGUUCGAGCAGUUCGAUCACGACUCCAAUGGGACGGUGGAUUUAGAGGAGUUCAAGUUGGAGACCAAGCGGAUGAUGCUUGCCAUGGCUAAUGGGAUGGGUUUUUUGCCUGUUCAAAUGGUGUUGGAAGAAGGCAGCCUAUUGAAGAUUGCAGUUGAGCAUGAAUCCACCAAACUAAUUGCUGCUUGAAUCUCUUCAAAAACGUCUAAAUCCUCACGUCUUGCAACAACUCACAUUUUGUUUUGCUUUCUUUAAUAAUUAGAGAUUUUGAGUUUGAAUCUGCAUCCAUCUUUUUCAGCUUUUCAAAUUUUGUUAAAGCAGUGUUAUGCUUCGUCAUCGUUUAAAUGCAAAAUUGUUUGUAGUU
This is a messenger RNA of Gossypium raimondii (Peruvian cotton), 681 nucleotides long. RefSeq lists its product as uncharacterized. The transcript has a single exon. The coding region runs from base 90 to 506 and encodes 138 amino acids. Lineage: Eukaryota; Viridiplantae; Streptophyta; Magnoliopsida; Malvales; Malvaceae. The record is from RefSeq and is a predicted model, not a curated record. Gene Ontology annotation, molecular function: calcium ion binding.